Macadamia integrifolia is the source of this 1533-nucleotide messenger RNA. Its product is annotated as R3H domain-containing protein 1-like. Gene Ontology annotation, molecular function: nucleic acid binding. NCBI's taxonomy places the organism in Eukaryota, Viridiplantae, Streptophyta, Magnoliopsida, Proteales, Proteaceae. The coding region runs from base 237 to 1307 and encodes 356 amino acids. The record is from RefSeq and is a predicted model, not a curated record. The transcript is spliced from 4 exons.
CUGCCCUUUUCGUUAUAUCUGCAUAUAAAUAUCUCUCAACUACUUCUUCCGUGCGAGAGAGGGAGUCUUCGAUGGAGAGAAGGAAAGUCUUCUUCCUAAUCCUUCUGUGACAGGGGAGGAGAAGAGAAGAAGAAGAAGAAGAAGCUCAGAAAGAAGAAGAAGUAGACCCGAAAAAGCUCUUGUUGGAAGGGGCAGAACAGAAAGCUAAAAUCUACUUCUUCUCUUUCUCUCCCAAUAUGGAAUCUCCUCCCCUAACGGACGAUAAUUCCAACAACCAGAAGGCGAAUGAUGUCGCCGGGGCUCCUCAGGUGGAUCCCUUCUUGAUGGAAGCUCUUCAGAAUCCUCGUCAUCGACUUGCGGUUCUGCGAAUGGAGUUGGACAUCCAGAGGUUUAUGCAAAAUCCUGAUCAACAACAGUUUGAGUUCCAACAUUUCCCAACUUCCUACCUGAGGCUUGCAGCACAUCGUAUUGCUCAACACUAUGGUUUGCAGUCAAUGGUGUUGGACAAUGUUUUGGAUGGGUUAGGAACAAGAAUAGUGGUCAGAAAAACAUCUGAAAGCAGAUAUCCUACGGUCUGUCUAUCUGGAGUUCCUCUGAAACAGUCAGAAAAUGAUAAACCUGAGAAGGUUAAGAUUGCUCUCAGGCCAAGGCCUAAUAAAGCAUCCCAAAAUGAUGGGAGUGAACUGGGAGUUGAACGCAGUGCUUUGAGAACUGUGGAAGAGAGAAAAGAGGAAUAUGACAGAGCACGGGCCCGUAUUUUCAGUAGCCCUAGCAGUUCUGACUCAGAAGGUGCAUCUUCUGCGACAAGUGAGGGAAGAAGUUUGUGUUCAACCAAGGAUGAGGGUGAAGGUUACAGGAGUUUUAUGGAUGAAACGGAAAAGGCCUCUAGUGCUCGAGAUGGUGGUUCUAGAGUUGCCAUCUUCAGAGACAGGGAGAAGGAUCGUUCUGAUCCUGAUUAUGACCGAAGCUAUGAGAGGUAUGUUAGGGGCCUCACACAUAAUCAGGGCUUUAGCUUGGGACAUUUCAACAACAUUCAGGGCUUUCAGCCUUCGUUCAUGGAAUGUGAAUCAGGUUUUCCUCAGUUGCCACGGACUCAAACAUCCCCUAGCUACACGUCUUCAGGUCCAGUUAUGAGCCCUUUUUGUGCCAUGGGAUUGAAUCAGACUCCUAGAGAUGCUGUCUAUAUGCAGUGGCCAACAAAUCCUGCAAUGGUUUAUGCAGAAACUUACGAGGAACUCAGGCAUGCAUGUUUCCAGGUUCCUUUCUACCCACAACCCUUGAGCUUAGAUUGCACACAAAACCAUUAGAAGACUGGGGGGCGGGGGUGAAUGCCUGUACUUUCUCAUUUAGUAUCACAAUCUGCAUCCAUUGUGACCUUCUAUGUUUUUGUACUUGGACAGUAUUUAGAUAUUUUUGUUGAUGGUAGAAUUCUAUUUUAUUUCUUUUACAUGUGGAUGUGGUUCUUGCUUUGCCUAUGUACUCAUUUGUUGAACCUCUGUCAUAUCGAAGAAAUGGCUUUUUUAAUUUAUUUAA